Messenger RNA from Cuscuta epithymum, 726 nucleotides. NCBI's taxonomy places the organism in Eukaryota, Viridiplantae, Streptophyta, Magnoliopsida, Solanales, Convolvulaceae. The record is from the annotation of a GenBank genome assembly.
CAUUUUUCCAAACCCUAAACUCUAGUCGGAAUUGGGGAAUCCGACUCCCGUAUUUGGUAAUUUCCUCUCAAAUUUCUAUCCAGAAAAAGACGUGCUUUUUCAUAAAAGGCUAUGAAGUGAGGGAUGUCAGCAAUGGCGAAAUUCUGUUCACUGCCAAAAAGAUCCCAUCCUUCUUCCAAUCCACUGUGAUCCUCCUUGAUCCCGCCAAACAGGCUGUUGUUACUCUUCGACAAAAGAUAUUUCAAUGGCGUGAUUCAUGGGACGUUUACAGAGGAGUAAAGAAAGAGAAGAGUGAUAUUAUCUUCACCACAAGAACUUCUUCACUGUUCCAAUUGACCCCAAACUAUGAUGUCUUCUUAGCAAGCAAUAACAGUCCACGGAAAGUGUGCGAUUAUAAGAUGGAGACUUGUUACAGGAUCUUCUUGCCGCCGAUUUGUAAAAUGUUUGCUCGAUCAUCUAAUGCCUUAAUUGCUCAGAGCGUGAAACAACAGUCUAUUUUUGGAGUGGAUAAGUUAAAGGUGACCGUGCAGCCAAAUGUGGAUCAAGCCUUUGUUGCUUCUCUAUUACUGAUUCUAGAGGAAAUAAAUCACUCUAAAGACUCCGAAGACUCUGAUGAAAACUGAAGAUCGCAGACUAAAUAACAAGUACAUUUAUGUUUUUUCCAAAAAAAAAACAAGUACAUUUAUGUGGCAUUUCAUUUAAUUUAUCUACUUUUUCCGUACAUUC